Messenger RNA from Hymenoscyphus albidus, 984 nucleotides. NCBI's taxonomy places the organism in Eukaryota, Fungi, Ascomycota, Leotiomycetes, Helotiales, Helotiaceae. The record is from the annotation of a GenBank genome assembly.
AUGAUCUCUCUUGCGGGGCUGGUUGCGGUCCGUUCUGCUACCUUGCGGCCCGGCCGUACAAUAUCUACUGCCCGGCCCACCAACCUGGAGGCUUUACUUGGUCAAUUGACCGGCCAAGUAAACACCCCCGGGUGUACACACUGUGCGGGUGGGUCUGGAGCGUGGAGUACGUGUGUGUCGGUGCCUGGCUUCUUUGGGUAAAGCUGUGCCAACUGCCAUUACGGCAGUGAAGGACGCCGCUGCUCCAUCCGUAAGUGAACUCUCCUACCUAUUACGGACCGUAGCUAACCAUUACUGAUAGGACCAGGCAACAUCGCGUCCGCUGCUCGUGUUGCUGCUGCUGUCGCUGCUGCUAUGGCUGCUCCUGCUCCCGCCGCCGUGGCCCAGGUCGCUCCUCACAACCCUCUCCGCCGCUCUGGUGCUGGUGCUGGUUCUGGUGCUGUCCGCUCUAGUGCUGCCUGUAAGUUAGAUUUACGGCCCGUGAAAAGAUCUUACUAACAUAAAAUAGCGCGGCGCACCGGCUGUGUCCGUAAGGCGCUGUGAGUUGGAACCCAUGAUGGAGGCUCGGGCCAUGCCCUCGCUAAGCACUGACCAAAGUCCCCGCUCAGCAUUGGCCAUUGCUCCACUGCUAAAUUGGUUUCUCCUUUUCUACACUUUUCUACUCUAUUCUUUUGACGUCACGUAUUUGUCAAACAGUUUCUUGGAAGACUCCAGAAACUCUUCCUCUCUCUAUAUAUAGAGGAAGAGAUUGCAUGUAUGUAGUCUUCACGCACUUCUUAAUUGAAUAUUCGAAACCACACCUUUGAGCUAUUCGAGGUCUGGCCUCUCACAGGCGCCCCUCUCAGCCUCUCAGAGGGCACGUCGUUUCGCGGAGCUCCAUAGGGGCUAGCGGCUCUUUACGAAGAGGAGGCGAGGGUACUAGAGGAUGAGGAUGAGGAAGAGGAAGAGGAAGAGGGAGAGGAGGAGGAGGAGGAGGACAGCUAG